CACAUGUUAAACCAGCAAACUGGAGAUCUGACCAUCAGGAACAUCAGCAGAGUUCAUUCAGAUGUUUAUACACUUCAAAUUACCAGCGGCAAAAAGAGCACAUGCAAGAGAUUCAUGGUUAUUGUCCACGAGAAGACUGUGUCAGGGGUGGAGGGAGAUUCAGUCACGCUGAACACUGAUAUUGAAAUUCAAGAAGAUGACCUUGUACUGUGGAUGUUUGGACCUGAAGACUGCCCAAUUGCCAAAGGGGAAACAAAGGAAAAGAUCUCUACAUAUGAUUAUGCUGACGGGAGAUUCAGAGGCAAACUGAAUCUGAAUUAUGAGUCUGGAUCUCUGACCAUCACAAACACCAGAACUGAACACACUGGUGUUUAUAAACUACAGGUCAUCUGCAGCCGAGAGACUAAAUAUAAGACAUUCAGACUUACAAUCCGUGAGAGUGAAAGAAAUACAGGCUUUGGGCCUGGGCAGGAAGGUAUCCCUGGUACAAAAAUGAAACUCACAACAGAAAUAGUAGCUGAGAUAACUGUGAACGGUUUUAGAGAGUAUUGCACAUUUUGUAUGAUAGUACAUACACAUUGGUGUUAUAUAUACCACACAUAUUGUAUAUACAUACUGUAUGUGUGUGUGAUUAAUGUGUUUUUGUGGAAAAGGAUUGCAGUCCUCAAUUUGUUAGCAAAUGGACCUUAUACAAUAAACACUACAGUAUGUAUCUUGGAAACAUUAUAUUUAAGUGGAAUGUUUCAUUAUCACUAUAAGUGAUGUGCUAAUGAGCCUGCUUCAGGUUUUGUUGUUUCUUUUGUUUUCUUUCCAUUAUCUUGUUUUUUUCUGUCGUCCAGCAUCAUACGUUUUGUGUAAUAGCUAUAAUAAUGUUGUCUUGUUACCAAAAAGUCAGUACCAAUACCAAUAAAAUUCCAGAGUCCUCUGUAUGAAUUCUAAUGGUAACUAAACUUUUCUUAUGUUUUCUUUUGAAAGUGGCUGUACAUUGAGGGGUCAAAUGUUUAUGGUGAGAGUUUUUGCAUUGUAUGUCUCAUGCUGUUGAUGCUCCCUUUUGAAUUAUUCUCCGUUUUCAGUAAUAACUUCUUUGAAAGAGAUUGUACGGUUAUUUUUGUUUUAUUUUUCUUUUGCAAUAUUUGACCAGUUUAAAUAAAACAAGUGUUACAGCUUGUUGAAUACAUGUUCAUUUAAGAUAAAGCGAUAAUAAAACGUUGGAUACUUAAGUGCACCACUGAAUUUUUUUUAAUGUUUUGAUCAAACUGGAUUAAACAUGGACACAAUCUUGAAAAUGAUUCCAAAGCAGCCCAAGAUUAGAUGAAACGUUUAUUGUACUUUUAGCCACUGCAGAUGUUAAAACUUGCUAAAUGGAGGAUGUUUUUCUCUCAUCAUCUCAGUUUUUCCUGCUUAUCCAAUGAUCUGAAAUGAACAAAAUGGCACAAGAAACAUGAUAUUUUAAUAGUAUUAAAAAAAAUACAGUCGUGAUAUUUAUUGCUUGUUAAUUACAUAUGUAAAGUUUAUAAUAAUGAUGAUGAGAUCUUAUGAAUUGCACUUACGCCACUAAUCCAGCUGGUGUAGGCAGACACACGGGUGAAGACUGUUGGCUUCUUGGCGGUGUUACAACCCAAUGAAGACACAAAGCUGGUCACACCAUGGA
Cyprinus carpio (common carp) is the source of this 1651-nucleotide messenger RNA. RefSeq lists its product as uncharacterized. The record is from RefSeq and is a predicted model, not a curated record. The transcript has 3 exons. Lineage: Eukaryota; Metazoa; Chordata; Actinopteri; Cypriniformes; Cyprinidae. The coding region runs from base 4 to 762 and encodes 252 amino acids.